AUGAAACGCAACGUACUUAUAAUAAUAAUUUCCUUGUCCCUCAUUUUGACUGAAAUUUCUGCCUCCCCACAGAAUUUUCUAAAUAUUCUCUCACAAAUCAGGGACCAGUUUGAAAUCGAUCUAUUUGUUACGGUGGGCACACAAAAUUCUCCGCUGUCCGAUCAACUACUUCAAGAGUUGGAACAAAAUUUAUCAGUUCAAAUCAUACAUUACUCAAAUUUAUGGAUUGCACCUAAAUACAUUAACCCAUAUCACCAUGGUGAUAUUGUACUGUCGAAAUUUAAACGCAAUUUCUUACUGAUUGGAAUAAUCGAUGGAAUAACAGCAAAGGAUGCUCUUUCGAAGCAGAUUUUCGCACUAACAUAUCGGAAUCCUAUGGCUAAGGUCAUAUAUUUUCUAGCUGAAAAUACAACAAUGACAACGACUGCUAUUCAAGCACUUAUCCGUAAGUGCUUCGACUCGGACGUAGUAGAUGUCGUGUUUUUCCAAAAUCAGCAUCCACCACAGAUGUUCACAUACCAUCCCUUCAAUGACCUUAAAAUUAUCAAAUUAAAAAAAGUUUCCGAUUUUUUUGAGAAUCGUUUAAUGAACUUCAACAAAUACCCACUCAGAGUUUUCAAAUACAAUUUGCCACCGAGAGUGAUGGAGUCCCAUGAAGGGGAAAUUAUGGGAUAUGCUGGACAUUUGGUUACAUCCUAUAUUCAAAAGCGCAACGCAACUGUUGAAGUUAUUCCUAGAAGAGAAGGAGUCUCUACGUAUGAACAGAUUAUGGAUAAGAUUGUAACGAGACACCUCGAUAUGUUGUGCGGAGUUUUACCAAUGUUUCAAUAUGACAUCGGAGAGCCAUCUUACCCCGUUUUAUAUGAGAAGUUCUGCGUCAUGGUUCGACCUCCUAAAGUGAUCCCGGUUUAUCGAAAUUUCCUGCAACCAUUUGAAGAAAACGUGUGGAUUGCAGUUAUUUGUGGAACAUUUUAUAUAGCUAUUGUAGCCUAUAUUGUCGGGGCUAUCGUCAAUGGAAGAAAAGAUAUUUCCGCGGCGUUUAUCACCUCCAUUUGUUUUAUCAUCGCUAGGGGUGAAGUUGGUAUUUUUUAUAAUUUAAACCGCCGACUCUGCGUCCUAUAUGUAUUCCUUUUCUUGUUGGGAUUCAUGCUAUCAAACAUGUACUGCGCUUUACUCACAACAUUUUUAACCACCCCUUCGUAUGAACGUGAAAUCAAGACACUCGCCGACAUAGCUGCUGCAGGCUUGAAGAUCGUAGGAGAACAAGUAGAAGUAAAUUACCUGACCAAGCGAGAUUUCUAUAAAAAAUAUCAUCCACUCCUGAAAGGACUAUCGCCCACGGAAUACAUGAAUGUCAAAAACAAUCUAAAUAAUACAAAUCCUGCUUUCAUUUCUACUGACAGUUUUGGCUUUUUGAAUGAAGUCCAGAAAUAUCAAAAUGAUAUCAAAUUCCAAAUCACAAACAUAUGCCCUUUCGACAUAUAUUUUUCUGUUUUUUUUAAAGAUGAAUCAAUCUUAAUUGAAAACUUCAACAGCCACGCUUUGCUAGUGCAACAAUCAGGACUUUUGAAUUACUGGAAAACAAAUGCAUUCUUUGAAGCGUUACGAUCAGGAUUUCUACAUCUGGAAAGAGGUAGUACGGAAUUCGGACCGGUACAACUAACACUGGUACAUUUGCAAGUUGCAUUCUAUAUAUUACUAUCUGGUUUGGCUGUUUCAAUUUCAGUUUUCAUUGCAGAACAUUUAUAUAAUUAUCUUAUUAAGUGCUCGAAAAGGUAGAUAGACUUAUAACUUAUGGUGAUUAUUUGUGCUCCUGUUCGAAUCAAUCUUACAUAUCUAUGAAAUAAAAGCAAAU
Hermetia illucens (black soldier fly) is the source of this 1855-nucleotide messenger RNA. RefSeq lists its product as uncharacterized. NCBI's taxonomy places the organism in Eukaryota, Metazoa, Arthropoda, Insecta, Diptera, Stratiomyidae. The transcript has a single exon. Bases 1 to 1779 code for a protein of 592 amino acids. The record is from RefSeq and is a predicted model, not a curated record.